AUGUCCGAUGAGCUGCACUCGUAUUAUUUUCUGCGAAUCAGCCAUUGUCAAAUAGAAGAUGGCCCACGAUUAUCAAUACGUGGUGAAGACAAGGUAACAUGCGGAGAAGAGGCGUGUUUUGAAGGGGUUAUAGAACCUUCAGCAGAAUAUAGAGAUGUGUCGCUCAUCUGGCAGAGAAUCAAGGGAGAAAUUCCAAAAGAACUUGACAUCACUAGAGACAAAUACAGAGGAAGUACCAAUACAAAGUUGGUGGUACGAAAAAUUUCUAAAAAAGAUGAAGGUGGAUAUCGGGCAGUUAUUCAUCGAGAUUCGAUUGGAAACCAAGACAAUUUGAUCAGUAAUACGAUCUUCUUGGUCGCUGAAGGAGAUCCUCCAUUCCUUGGUGAGUUAAAAGCUAGCGCAGACUUGGAUGAAAUACAACUUCAUUAUAGCAUCUACAGCAGCUCACCACCAGUGACGAAAAUCACAUGGACCAAAAACCGAAAUAUCUUAAAUAUACAACAGAUAAAAUACUCAGGAGGAAGUUUGCGUGACAACUCUCUAGUCAUUAAAUUACCGACAUCAGAUGACGCUGGUCAGUACACUUGUACCAUUUCCAACGCAGUAGGAAAGGUGUCAGAGUCCCUGACGCUAGGUGUCCCAUCAGUGUCCAUCAGAGAGGAAUUAAUUGUACCUCUUGGUUUUGAAGUCUCUGUCGAAGCUAGAAUUAUAUCUUGCCCACCAGUGAUAUCAACAAUAUGGGAGAAAAGCACAACCUUGAAUUCAACAGCCUUCCACCCUCUGGACAUGUCCAACCCAAUCUAUUCUGGCAGCGUAAUGCACAAGAAUGAUUCGAAAUUAGUCAUACGAAACACAACGAUUGAAGAUGAUGGUCUGUAUUACCGACUGGUGGUAACAAACAGGAUCGGACAACACACAAGUAACACGAUGAUCUUGAAACUUAUCGGCGGUACAUAUAUGGACCCGACAGAGAUUUCUACCGAAGAACAAGGUGCACUUGUGACAAUAGGAAAAGAUUUGACGAAUGGUCAUCAAGUGUGUAUGAAGAUCAAAAACCUGUCGGACACCCCCAUGCUUAAUGGAUCCGUAGCGUGUCGAAGUGGCAUCAUUGAUUCUGUUCUGCCAAAAUCCAUUCAAACAAAUAGCUUCUACUGCAUCGGUUUUCAGAAGACUAGUCCGCUUAUGCCACGUGGUGCAGUUGGCACCGUGGCAUACGAAUUGGGAAAUUACAAGCUUUGUAUCCGGUACUCUAACCCAUACGUAGGAACAAACAAAGGCGGCUUUCUUUGGAAGGAUAAAAACUUUGAGAUUACGGAAAGUACUGAGGACCACAUAUGGAGAUUCGGAAUCAAUUUCGAAAGCAAUGGCAGAAUGGAAUGGAAAUCAUUGAGAAAAGAAAGAUUUGUUGUAGAGGGAUUUAUUACAGGAGGAAAUCCGGCAUACCUCCACGUCCACGUUAGGAACACUUGAACAGUUUAUUGUGUUUUAACACAUUGUGCAUAAUAGUUUUAUAUCAGAUUCAAAUAGAUGAUUUCUAAAGCAU
Messenger RNA from Ostrea edulis (European flat oyster), 1543 nucleotides. Its product is annotated as neural cell adhesion molecule 1-like. Gene Ontology annotation, cellular component: plasma membrane; axon. The record is from RefSeq and is a predicted model, not a curated record. The transcript is spliced from 6 exons. Gene Ontology annotation, biological process: homophilic cell-cell adhesion; dendrite self-avoidance; axon guidance. Lineage: Eukaryota; Metazoa; Mollusca; Bivalvia; Ostreida; Ostreidae. Bases 1 to 1470 code for a protein of 489 amino acids. Gene Ontology annotation, molecular function: cell-cell adhesion mediator activity.